UGCGCAUGCGUCCUUGCGCCAUAGCGACAUGAAAGGUUUUCAGUAGCAACCGUCACUCUGAACGGAAUAAAGUGUUUUUUAAAGUUUCAGGCUGAAACAUGUCCUACGUCCUCGAUGAGACAGCUACAGACCUCCCAGUCAGAGACAUGACUGUCAACCUAUCCCGACUAGCUGAUGCUCCACAAGAUCUGUCCGUGCAUCAGCACGCUCGGGAGCGGCAGAACGUCGGGAAGUUGUCCAGGGAGGAGCUGGAGGACCGAUUCCUGCGUGUCCAUGAGGAGACGCUGCAGCUCAAACAGCACGCCCACAAGCAGGAUGAAAAGAUUAAGAAGUUGGGCACAAAGCUGAUGAAGCUGGUGAAGGACCGUGGGCGGAUGCAGCAGCUGGCUGCAGGUGUAGCACAGCCUGUCUCACGGUUUCGAGAUGUGGAGAUGGAGGAGAUGGUGGAAGGACUCCAGGAGAAAGUCAGAGGGCUGCAGGCUGAGAACGAGAGGCUGAAACAGCGCCUCCUUGUGGCCAAACAGCAGAUCCUCAACUCGCAGAGCCGGAGGCAGCCGCAGUAUGAGCAUGUGCAGCCCCGGGUGAACUCUGGCCUAAAGAAGCACAGAGAUGAUUCUUCAUCUCCGUCGCCGACACGUCAGAGAAGUAUGAGGAGUUUAGAAGGAGGUGGGAGACCUCCGACUGGCCAGUUGCCUCGUUACGGACACAGCCUGCUGGAGGAGGCCAGGGCUGAGAUCCGCAACCUCGAGAACGUGGUGGAGUCUCAGCAGAGUCGCGUGGAGGAGCUGGAAGGUGUGUCCGAGCAGCUGAGGGAGGAGCUGAGGAGGAAGGAGGAGGAGUUCGAAGAGAAGCUCCUGCAGGCCCGACAGCAGCAAACCUCCACUCUCAGGUCGCACGUCAGUAGCAACACGUCAAUGAUCAAACUGCAGAAGCAGCUGGCCGAAAGAUCCAACACAGUGACAGAGCUGGAGGGUCGAUAUCGGCUGCUGCAGGAGGCCCAGCGGACGCUGAAGGCGAGUAACGACGCAGCGAUGGUGAAGUUGGGCGAGCUGACGGCUCAGCUGAAAGACGAGAGGACGAAGAACCUGGAGCUGGACAGAAAGCUGCGGACCGUGGACGUCACCAAGAUCCAGGUGGAGCAGCUACAGGAGCGUGUCAGUGACCUGGAGCAGGAGAGGGACCUGCUGAAGGAGAGUAACGAGAAACUAAUGAACAGCGCCUUCGAUGGUUCCCUGCAGCAGAAGUGGCAGCUCCAGGAGCAGCAGCUGAAGUUACAGAUCGCUCAGCUGGAGACGGCGCUGAAGGCCGACCUCAUGGACAAAAACGAAAUCCUGGACAAGAUCAAGUGGGAAAGAGAGAAAUAUGAGCGGCUGACAGAAGAAAACCAAAAGCUUCAGAUUCAGUUUCUGGAGCAGAAGCAACAAGUGGAGGAACUGAAUGAAAUGCUGAAGUUCUACGGCAGAGAGAAGGAAUACGGCCCGGCUGAACUCACAGAGGCCCUGCUGCUCAUCAAAAGGCGCAAGUCUCAGAAAAGCGGAGACCUGAGCUUCCUGGUGCCGGUGGAUGAGGACGGGAGCGGCGGCACGGAGAGCUCCGUCAAGGAGCUGCGAGCUGCUCAUGCCGAAACCAUCCAGGAGCUGGAGAAGACCAGGAACCUCCUGAACAUGGAGAGCCGGAUCAGCAAAGACUACAAGGCGGAGCUGGAGGCGGCUUUACGGAAGAUGAGCAGCGAUAAAGUUGAGUUUGAGCAGAAGCUGGAGCGCCAGGCCCAGCUGCUGGAUGCCAGAGCCGCAAAGAUCACCAAGCUGGAAGGUCAGCUCAGGGACAUCGCUUACGGCACCAAGCCCUACGUCUUCAAGCCGGACCUGACGGGUGAAGAUGAGGCGGAGCUCCCUGAUGAAGCCGUCGAUCUGCAGCGUGGAGAAAACCUCCUGGAGCUGCAGAUAGUCGGAGCCACGCUGUCUCCUACUUCCCUGCAGGUUCUCGGUGAUGGGGAGCCCUCCACCUUCUGCACCUACGCCUUUUACCUGUUCGACACGCACUCCACCCCGGUGGCCACAGGCCGCAGUCCCACAUACGGUUUCACCUCAAAGUACGUGGUCAGCAUGGACGAACACUUCAUGGACUACCUGCACAGGAGCCCGGUCACGGUGGAGCUGCAUCAGGCGCUGGGGGUGGACUGGAGGACGCUGGCGACGGGUCAGCUGCGGCUGCAGCAGCUGCUGGACCGGGAAGGGAAGGUUUACGGCACUAUCCCGCUGGUCGGAAGCCACGAAGAGGCCCGGAGCUUCGGAUCCCUGGAUUACUGGCUCCGACUGAGGAUUCCCAUGACGGAGACGUUGAGAUUGUACCGUGAGAAGCUGAAGGCAGUCGGCUACAUCCAAACGGCUCUCAGUGAAAGCUCACAGCCGACCAGCAGCAGCAGGAACGAGCUCGUCAUCACCGUCCGGCGCUGCAGAGACCUUCAGUCUAGGAGCUCCCAGCAGCCAAGUCCCUACGUCGUCUACAAGUUCUUUGACUUCCCCGAUUAUCCCACGGCCACCGUGGACGACCGCAACGACCCAGAGUUCAACGACCUGAAAUCCUACCCCAUCCUGAUGGACGAAGAGCUGGACCGCUACCUGCUGACCGAAGAGCUUCAGUUCUACGUGUUCGACUACAAAGAGGAGCAGAUGGACACAUACCUGGGGAAGGCCAGAGUGCCGCUGCUCUCGCUGACCCGAGAUCCAGAGGUUUCAGGCGUCUUUGAGCUUGCUGAUCCCUCGGGAAGACCCGCUGGCUGCCUAGAGGUGACGUUGAGCUGGAAGUUCGCCUACUGUCGCUCAGCAGCGGUCGGCGCGGCUGCAGAAGGGCCCGGAUUGUUCUCAGAGCAUCAUGUUGGAGAGCUGGUCGAUCCUAUUCAGGAACCAGCGAAUGCUGAGGCAGAGAAGACCGACCGACGGCUGGAGAAUGUUGAAGAGAUGCUGCAGGAGGAGAUGGAAAAGCUCAGGAACCAUAAAGCUGAAGCCCCUGCUGUUUCUAAAGUGGCACUGCCCAGAAUCAGAGGACAAAAGGCACAAGAGAAGGACGGAGCAGGGGCCAAACGGGUCACGUUUGUGGACACGACCCCUGCAGAAGACAAGGAGCGCAGCUCAGCAGAGAUUCUCCCAGAGAAACAGAAGGCGACGUUUGCACCUGAUGUCCAGGCGGCAUCCAAAGCUCUUCAGAGCACAGCAGAAGAGGGUGACGACGAUGAUGAAGAGGAGGAGUCUCAUGUUUCUGAAGGGCAGCUGGUUCAGGGGGCUCAUUCCUACUCAGACGACUCUGACAUCUCAGAGGAAAUCAUUGAAGAUGUGGAGGAAGCUCCGGCAUCUGCGGACCCUCAGAGAGAGUCCACACAGUCAGACAGCGAUGACUGCAUCGUUCAGGGACAGUCCACGGGGAGAAAGCUUUCCGAGCGAGUCCGGGUGGAGGUGGUCUCUCUGAGCCUGACGCCGCAGUCCCGGCUGGCGCUGGACGACAGUGUGGUUCGCCUGUUUGUGGAGUACAACUUCCUGGAUCUUCCCACCGAGGAGACCCCUCUGUCUCUACCCAAACCCCCCCAGGGCCGGCUCAUCAACUUCAACUACAGCAAAGUGAUUCCUGUGGAUUCAGAGAACAACGGAGCGAGGCGACGACUGCUGAGGGAAGUCCUGCAGGGACGAAACCCUCAGAUGGAGAGGAUCCGGUUCACAGUGGUGAGCGAGCCGCCAGAGGAAGAGGAGCAGGAGAGGGAGUGUGAGGAUGUGGGCGUGGCCUACCUGAGCAUCCCUGAGAUCCUGGAGAAGCAGGAGGACGUGACGGAGGCCAGCCUGAGCGUGCUGGACGUGGAGGACAGCAGCGAGGUGGUGGCCCGGCUGACCGUGUCCAUGGAGGGACUCGAGGCCCUGCGAGCCAUCAUGGAGGACCAGGACGUGGAGUGAAGCUGCUGCUGCUUUCAUCUGGAUGAGCUCCAAGAGUCCAAGCUUGAUCUCAGGAGGAUUCUUGAUGCCUUCAAUGGUCUGUUGGCUCCUUUUAUGCCCCAGCUGUGAAGCGGUAUCAGGUUAAAGCAUGCAGGUUUGACUCUGUCACGGCUCUGAAGGUCCAAACUGAAACAUCCUCCGUCCGCACCAGAAGAAACAUUAAACUGCCCAGCUGGAACCAACCAAGGUGCUGUUGCAGGAUUUUUUCCUUCAGCCUCAGAUUGAAAACUGGGAAUCAGUCGGUAGAUUUGGCUCCAGAACUGGGACGACACGACCCGUCAGCAGCUAUCUGUAAAUAAAAUCAUUAAUUUAUUAGCACUUCAUAAACAAAAUCUCUGAGCCAUUUUUGCGUCUCUGAUCAGAUCGGUCACUGCCAGCCAGAAGGAAACAGGACGGCUCGUCUCAGAGGGAGAACAUCAUGGUGUUCUCCAUGUUUUGGGUGUUGCAUCUUCCUGCAGAGUGUGAACUCUUUGGACUGUUUGUCUGUAGAAGCUGCACUGGAAGCCGUUAUUCUGCAGGUCCGUUGGAGCUGUCGCUCUGACCUCCAUGCCGGCGGAUCAUCUGAGCUGUAGUUCAUCCUCAGGUGGAUCCUCCUGCCUCUCUGACAGGUGAGAAACACCUGAAUGUUUCCCUUCAAACCAUGAGAAACAAGCAAAUCAGGUGGUUCAGCCCUGCUGUCAGGAUCGAAAACCAACGUCUGUUUUGUGCCUUAAAUUAUUUUACUGUGCAGUUUUAAAUGAACUUCUAAUAAAACUUGUUUCUUCAGAG
Fundulus heteroclitus (mummichog) is the source of this 4748-nucleotide messenger RNA. RefSeq names its product RPGRIP1 like (gene rpgrip1l). Gene Ontology annotation, biological process: non-motile cilium assembly; retinal rod cell development. The transcript is spliced from 27 exons. Gene Ontology annotation, cellular component: photoreceptor connecting cilium. The record is from RefSeq and is a predicted model, not a curated record. Bases 99 to 3941 code for a protein of 1280 amino acids. Lineage: Eukaryota; Metazoa; Chordata; Actinopteri; Cyprinodontiformes; Fundulidae.